Molecule: messenger RNA, 1623 nt
Organism: Colletotrichum spaethianum
Lineage: Eukaryota; Fungi; Ascomycota; Sordariomycetes; Glomerellales; Glomerellaceae
Product: ankyrin repeat domain-containing protein 50
Exons: 1
Coding region: 1-1623 (540 amino acids)
Biological process (GO): RNA processing
Molecular function (GO): RNA nuclease activity; protein binding; RNA binding
Source: RefSeq, a predicted model, not a curated record
AUGCUCCUAGAUACAGGCAAGGUUGAUGUUGACUUAAAGGAUACAUACUUCGGCCAAACGCCGCUAUCUUGGGCAGCUGAAAAUGGACACGAGGCAGUUGUCAAGAUGCUCUUAGAUACAGGCAAGGUUGACGUUGACUCACGGAGUAAUGACGGCCAAACGCCGCUAUCUUGGGCAGCUAGACGUGGACACGAGGCAGUUGUCAAGAUGCUCUUAGAUACAGGCAAGGUUGACGUUAACUCGAAGGAUAACAACGGUCAAACGCCGCUAUCUUGGGCAGCUGAAAAUGGACACGAGGCAGUUGUCAAGAUGCUCUUAGAUACAGGCAAGGUUAACGUUGACUCGAAGGAUAACAACGGUCAAACGUCUCUAUCUUGGGCAGCUAGACGUGGACACGAGCCAGUUUUCAAGAUGCUCCUAGAUACAGGCAAGGUUGAUGUUGACUUAAAGGAUACAUACUUCGGCCAAACGCCGCUAUCUUGGGCAGCUGAAAAUGGACACGAGGCAGUUGUCAGGAUGCUCCUAGAUACAGGCAAGGUUGACGUUGACUCACGGAGUAGUGACGGAAAAACGCCGCUAUCUUUGGCAGCUGAAAAUGGACACGAGGCAGUUGUCAAGAUGCUCCUAGAUACAGGCAAGGUUGACGUUGACUCGAAGGAUAACAACGGUCAAACGUCUCUAUCUUGGGCAGCUGAAUAUGGAAACGAGCCAGUUUUCAAGAUGCUCCUAGAUACAGGCAAGGUUGAUGUUGACUUAAAGGAUACAUACUUCGGCCAAACGCCGCUAUCUUUGGCAGCUGAAAAUGGACACGAGGCAGUUGUCAAGAUGCUCUUAGAUACAGGCAAGGUUGACGUUAACUCGAAGGAUAACAACGGUCAAACGCCGCUAUCUUGGGCAGCUGAAAAUGGACACGAGGCAGUUGUCAAGAUGCUCCUAGAUACAGGCAAGGUUGACGUUGACUCGAAGGAUAACAACGGUCAAACGUCUCUAUCUUGGGCAGCUAGACGUGGACACGAGGCAGUUGUCAGGAUGCUCCUAGAUACAGGCAAGGUUGAUGUUGACUUAAAGGAUACAUACUUCGGCCAAACGCCGCUAUCUUUGGCAGCUGAAUAUGGACACGAGGCAGUUGUCAGGGUGCUCCUCAACACCAGCAAGACUAAUAUCAACUCCAGGAACAAGAUUGGUCGCACAUCGUUAUCUUUGGCGGCCGGGACAGGAAACGAGACUGUGGUCAGAUUGCUUCUUGACGCAGACGAUGUCGAUGUCAACUCAAGCGACAGUACUGGCCGGACGCCAAUUCUCUGGUCCGCCAAGAAGGGGCAUGUGGAGGUGGUGUCGUUACUCUGUGGUAACGCAACCGCCAACAUUAAUGCCGAAGACGAAGAAGGGUUCACUCCAUUUAUGUGGGCUGUAUGGAAAUCUAACAAGAAGGUUGUUAGUGCCCUCCUCCAGACUAGACGUCUUUCACAGCAACAUUGUACGGAUGGAUUAUGUUAUCAGGCGUUCUGGUUCUUGUUGUCAGAUGAGCUGGACGAGUUUAUGGUUAACGCUGGCUUAGUUAUGGGGGAUGACUUUUUCGGGUUGAGGACACUGUUUUCCGACCCAUCGACACUAUCAUCAUAA